Pistacia vera is the source of this 660-nucleotide messenger RNA. RefSeq lists its product as uncharacterized. The record is from RefSeq and is a predicted model, not a curated record. The transcript has a single exon. NCBI's taxonomy places the organism in Eukaryota, Viridiplantae, Streptophyta, Magnoliopsida, Sapindales, Anacardiaceae. The coding region runs from base 1 to 660 and encodes 219 amino acids.
AUGGAAGUGCCUGAAUUAAAAGCUACUCAAGAAGCUAUAGAUGCUUAUAGAAGGUAUUUGGACGAUGUUGAUAUUGUACAGUGUAUUGUACAUGCAUCAUUGGCACUUGAUCUGCAAGAGCAACAGGAGAAUUUAGAUGUCGGCUCCAUCAUCACACAUCUCAAAGAGCUCUUUCAGAAGUGUGCUAGGGAUGAACGUUAUGAGGUGUCAAAGGCAUUAUAUAGAUGCCAAAUGAUUGAGGGAACCCUAGUUAGCCCGCAUGUUGUCAAGAUGAUUGGCUAUAUACACAAGCUUAAAAUACUGGGAUUUGGUAUAGAGGCAAAACUAUCAAUUGAUCUUGUUCUGCAAUCCUUGCCUGAUUCUUUCUCCCAAUUCAUAAUGAACUUCAAUAUGAAUUCUAUGGAGAAGUCUCCCUUAGAGCUCUUGAAUAUGCUGAAGACAUCAGAGAAAGACAUGAAGAAAUCCAAGUUAGUGAUGCUAGUUGACGCUAUGCCAAUGAAAGGAAAGGGAAGCGAUUCAAAGAAAAUGCUAAGUGCAAAUCCAAAGCUCAACCCCAAGAUGUCCUUAAACCUAUUGGAGGCGCGUGCAAAGAUGGAAAGGUUGUUUGCUUCCAUUGUGCCAAGCCUGGUCACUAGAAUAAGCAUUGCAAGGCCUUCCUAG